GACUGUUCUACAUUUUGCCUGUGUCCAUGGCCAUAUAGAAGUGGUUACUCUCUUGCUGAGGAGAAGAUGCCAGAUCGACAUCUAUGACAGACUUAACAGGACACCGUUAAUGAAGGCUGUACAUUGCCAGGAAGAGGCUUGUGCAAUUAUUCUCCUGGAACGUGGCGCCAAUCCAAACAUUAAGGAUAUCUACGGCAACACUGCUCUCCAUUAUGCUAUGUAUAACAAGGGGACUUCGCUGGCAGAAAAACUGCUUUCCCACCGUGCAAAUAUUGAAGCACUAAAUGAGGAAGGAAACACUCCACUUUUGUUUGCUAUAAAUUCUAAGAGACAGCAAAUGGUGGAAUUUUUAUUGAAGAACCAGGCAAAUAUACAUGCUGUUGACAAUUACAGAAGAACAGCCCUCAUGCUUGCUGUGCAGCAUAACUCGUCAAGUAUCAUCAGCCUCCUCCUUCAACAAAAUGUAAAUAUCUUUUCUCAAGACAUGUUUGGCCAAACUGCCGAGGAUUAUGCUGUUUGUUGUGAUUUGAGGAGCAUUCAACAACAAAUUUUGGAACAUAAAAAUAAGAUGCUUAAAAAUCAUCUUCGAAAUGACAAUCAAGAAACAGCAGCUGUGAAGCCUGCAAAUUUGAAAAAAGGAAAAGAAGUUGCAAAAGCAGAACACAACUUAAAAGUCAUUUCAGAGGAAAAGCAAGAAAGACUUGAAAGAAGUGAAAAUAAACAGCCACAGGAUUCUCAAAGUUAUCAAAAAAGCUAUCUAAAGCAAGCACAGCAUCAAAUAAAGGAAAUGAAGCAGAUGCAUCCAAGUGAGGAAGCUAAAGAGAGUCAUUCCAUUGGAAAGCAGAACUCUUUAGAGGAGAGAAUACGUCAACAAGAACUUGAAAAUCUCUUGCUUGAACAACAACUAAAGGAUGCUUAUAAGGAAGGCAAUAAUGAAGAGAUAGUCAUUAAUAUCCAAGAAGACUGUCUUGAGAAUGGAAAGGAAGAUCUUCUUCUAGAAGAAAAAAAUAAGGAAUUAAUGAAUGAAUAUAAUUAUUUGAAAGAAAAACUGUUUCAGUAUGAGAAAGAAGCAGCAGAAGAAAUUUUAUCUGUCCAAAUAGAUGUAGAGCAAGCACAGCAUCAAAUAAAGGAAAUGAAGCAGAUGCAUCCAAGUGAGGAAGCUAAAGAGAGUCAUUCCAUUGGAAAGCAGAACUCUUUAGAGGAGAGAAUACGUCAACAAGAACUUGAAAAUCUCUUGUUUGAACAACAACUAAAGGAUGCUUAUAAGGAAGGCAAUAAUGAAGAGAUAGUCAUUAAUAUCCAAGAAGACUGUCUUGAUAAUGGAAAGGAAGAUCUUCUUCUAGAAGAAAAAAAUAAGGAAUUAAUGAAUGAAUAUAAUUAUUUGAAAGAAAAACUGUUUCAGUAUGAGAAAGAAGCAGCAGAAGAAGUGAUUGUGAGACAACUUCAAGAAGAACUGGCCAAUCACCUUAAAUUUCCUAUGUCAGAUUCUCCACUGGAAGGUACAUCACAUUGUCACAUUAAUUUGGAUGAGACACGGGCUUCAAAGAAGAAAUUAUUUCAAGUAGGAAGUCAACCUGAAGGAAAACAUGAAGAAUUCGGGAAAUUUUUUGAGUUAAUAUCAUCACUGGAGUAUAAUGCGGAUCAAAUAAGAAAGAAAAAUCAUGAAUUAGAAGAAGAGACAACCGGAUAUAAGAAAUGCCUAGAAAUGACAAUAAAUAUGUUAAAUGUAUUUGGAAAUGAAGACUUCAGUUGCCAUGGAGACUUAAAUACAGAUCAACUGAAAAUGGAUAUUCUGUUUAAGAAGCUAAAACAGAAGUUCGACGAUCUUAUGGCCGAGAAGGAAGCUAUAUCUUCAAAAUGUGUCAAUUUGGCUAAAGACAAUCAAGUUCUUCAACAGGAGUUUUUAUCUAUGAGAAAAAUACAAGAGAAAUGUGAAAAACUUGAGGAGGAUAAAAAGAUGUUGGAAGAAGAAGUAUUAACUCUUAAGACACAUAUGGAAAACAAUAUGGUAGAACUUGGUAAAGCACAAGAAUAUAAAUCGGAGCUAGAUGAAAAGACAAUGCAGAUAAUAGAAAAAUUAGAAGAAAUCCAUUUACAGGAACAAGCACAGUAUGAAAAACAAUUAGAGCAGUUAAACAAGGAUAAUACGGCUUCACUAAAUAGGAAGGAACUCACACUUAAAGAUGUGGAAUGUAAAUUCUCCGAAAUGAAAACUGCUUAUGAAGAGGUUACAACCGAAUUGGAAGAAUAUAAGGAAGCCUUUGCAGCAGCAUUGAAAGCUAACAAUUCCAUGUCAAAAAAUUUAAUGAAGUAA
This is a messenger RNA of Mandrillus leucophaeus (drill), 2314 nucleotides long. Its product is annotated as ankyrin repeat domain-containing protein 18B-like. NCBI's taxonomy places the organism in Eukaryota, Metazoa, Chordata, Mammalia, Primates, Cercopithecidae. Gene Ontology annotation, molecular function: protein binding. The annotation marks the transcript as partial. The record is from RefSeq and is a predicted model, not a curated record. The transcript has 15 exons.